Messenger RNA from Eriocheir sinensis (Chinese mitten crab), 2649 nucleotides. Its product is annotated as muscle M-line assembly protein unc-89-like. Gene Ontology annotation, cellular component: dehydrodolichyl diphosphate synthase complex; endoplasmic reticulum membrane. Gene Ontology annotation, molecular function: ditrans,polycis-polyprenyl diphosphate synthase [(2E,6E)-farnesyl diphosphate specific] activity. Bases 142 to 2454 code for a protein of 770 amino acids. NCBI's taxonomy places the organism in Eukaryota, Metazoa, Arthropoda, Malacostraca, Decapoda, Varunidae. The record is from RefSeq and is a predicted model, not a curated record. The transcript has 2 exons.
UGACACUUUUGUUUACAUCAGCAAGGAGCCGAGGCCAAGACCGAGACCAGGUACCGCCAUAAGGUCCAUUCCUCUCUUAUUUAAGCCGAUAUUUUCACCUCUACGGCGUCGCGGCCAUUAGGGAGACGCGCUAAGGUCACCAUGGAGCUACUACUACUACCAGUCUUCCAGCUGCUCUACUUUGUCAGCCACUUCCUCUACAGCCUGGCACAGAAUGUCGUUUCAACUUGGCACCUUCUCACGACAAUCUGGCACUCGACGAUCGACAAGAUAUCCAAAAGUGCCCUCUACAAAUCGACCUCUGGGGGCCAUAUUACUGAUCCGAGGGGGACGGCCUCCGAUCCUGUGGUGCAUGGAUCCUUCCCGCAGCUAUGGGUGUCCUCGGUUUGGUCCGUGAUCCGUUGGUUUUGGCGCUACGUGGCUUCAAGUGUGGGUAAUAUUUUUAAAACGGAUCGGGGUAACGAAAGUGCGGCUGACGAUAUGACCUCUGGGGGCCAGGGCAGUGAUCCGAGGGAGACGCCGGCGGAUUGGGAGGUGCCCGGAUCCCUGCUGCAGCUCUGGGUACUCGCGGUUUGGUCAUCGAUCCGUCAGUCUGUCCGCUACGUCACAGCUUAUCAACGCGACUUCAUAAGAAUACUCAAAACCCGCUGGUACGCUACCCCAAACAAAACCUCCUCUGCCGUCUAUACGAAGGGGCUGGCCAAGACCCCGCGGCACCUGGGGGUCGUCCUAGGCCAGCCGAGUCCCAGCGUGGCCCUCGUCGCGUCGCUGAUAGCCCAGGCGGCGAGCUAUGGGGUCAAAUAUGUGUCUGUUUACGAUGCCUUCGGUGAAUUUUUGCGCCGGGAAGGUGAAGUAUUGACUGAGCUACGGAAUGUGGCUGGAGGUGCUUACUGCUUCAGAGAGAGGGAGGGAGAGAGAGAGGAGGGAUUAGAGCGAGAGAUUGAGCGAGAGUGUGAAAAUUUACCGGAAAAUUCUAGUACCGCAAAAUCUGAAGGUUCUGAAAAAUCUCCUGAAAUCUCUGGUGAAAGUUCUGAAAAUAGUCGAAAUACGUCCAGAAAAAGUGAAAAGUCUCCUGAAAAGUCUGGAGAAUCUAAAACUUCUGCUGAAAAUCCAGAAAAAUCACCUGAGAAAUCUGAUCACUCGCUCGAAAAUUCUCCUGAAAAGUCUGGAGAAUCUAAAACUUCUGCUGAAAAUCCAGAAAAAUCACCUGAAAAAUCUGAUCACUCGCUCGAAAAUUCUCCUGAAAAUUCUGAUGCCCGGCCCAUCGUGGAGAUAAAAUUUCUGGGCGUUCAAGAUGGCCGGCAGCGACUUUCAACGGCAGCGGAAAAGCUCGCUCGAGACCACGCCAGAAAUUUUCACCUCUGGGCCGAAAAUCCUGAAAAUUCCGAAAACUUCCUCGUGUCUGAAAGUUCCGGAAGUGAAAGUUUGGUGCCUGGGCUCAGAAAACGCUUAAAAAAUGUUGGUGUGGAAAGCUCUGAAAAUUCCGCUGUGAAAAUUCCUGAAAACUCCACAGUGAAAACUCCUGAAAAUUCCAUGGUGAAGAUUCCUGAAAAUUCCAUGGUGAAGAUUCCUGAAAAUUCCAUGGUGGAGAUUCCUGAAAAUUCCACAGUGGAGAUUCCUGAAAAUUCCACGGUGAAAAUUCCUGAAAAUUCCACGGUGAAAACUCCUGAAAAUUCCGUGGAAAAUUCUGACACUCAAAAACCUUCUCGGGAAAACUCCAGUGAAAUCUUAGGCCUAUCCAAUUCUAGGGUAAUUUCUGAAAGUUUAGGGGAACUUUCCGACACCCCUGCCCUGGAACUUUCAAAAUCUGGGGAAACUUCACAAAAUUUCACCCCAGAUUCCCCCAACGCAAGCACUCACUCCCACACUCUUAGGGAAACUUCUGAGAAUCUUUCCCUAGACCCCAAAUCUAGGGAAAUUUCUCACCCAGACACUCAACCAGAAUAUAGGGAAUUUUCACCCAUUCCUACCCUAGCGACCCUGACAGCUACCCCGGAUGACCCCAAAUUUAGGGAAACUCACUACAUUCCUACCUUGGCCUACCCCAAAAUUACCCUAGAGCCUUCCAAACUUACCGUAGACCCCACCAAACUUACCCUAGACCAUUCCAAAAUUACCCUAGAGCCUUCCAAACUUACCCUAGACCAUUCCAAACUUACCCUAGACCCCACCAAACUUACCCUAACACCCAACAAAUUUACCCUAGACCCCUCCAUACCUACCCUAGCCCGACCUAUCCCUCCCAUAUCCAUCCCUGUCAUAUCCCGAAUCCUAUCCCCAGAUUUCCCCGACCCUGAAGUCCUGAUAUCCCUAGGGGGCAAUAGUACCCUGGGAUAUCCUCCAUGGGGGCUUAGGGCUACUGAGAUUCACUUCCUAGGCCUAUCGGAAGCCUAUUUUGGGCUGGGCAAGGUUAUGGAGGCCUAUGCUGGAUGUGAACAGAGGUGGGGGAGGUAGGGGAGAGAGAGAGAGAGAGAGAGAGAGAGAGAGAGAGAGAGAGAGAGAGAGAGAGAGAGAGAAAUUUGAUAAUACAUGUGUUUAGAGAGAGAGAGAGAGAGAGAGAGAGAGAGAGAGAGAGAGAUUUGAUACAUAUGUUUAGAGAGAGAGAGAUUGUUUAAAAUAGUAUUAUUAUUAUUAUUACUAUUAUUACUA